Messenger RNA from Ciona intestinalis (vase tunicate), 1098 nucleotides. RefSeq lists its product as uncharacterized. The record is from RefSeq and is a predicted model, not a curated record. Lineage: Eukaryota; Metazoa; Chordata; Ascidiacea; Phlebobranchia; Cionidae.
AGGAUAAAUAAUUCACGUUCAUUCAUCAAAGGUAUUUGCAUAAAAGAUAAGCUUUUGUUUUCCAUUGUUGUUCUCGCUUCCCGAUCAGGGUAAAAUUGCCGAAAAUUCUUUCUCACGUCAUUUCCUAUUAUCGACUACAAAGUGCUAUCUUCUAUCACGUAUCCAACGUGUUCGACGUCACACUUAAACUGGCUUACAGAGUUUGCAUAGCGUAAGUCGAGCUUUGCAAGAGAAUUUUCAUGUAUACAGAGGCAGAUUACUGAGAACAUGGCUUCCAAUUCAAUCUUCAAGAAUUUCCGUGAAAGCUUGAACUCGUGGUUAAUCAAUGUAGCUGGCGUUUCCCUCACCGAUAUCAGCAACAAAGAUCCUUUCAGCAAUAAAUUCAACAUAUUUUUGUUCGCCUCCCUCAUGGCAAUGCUUACUGCCUUUUUGACUCUUUUCGUUAUUGCUUGUACUUACGAAUGUUGCUUCGCUGCACAAGACAAGAAACGUUUUAAAAAACAAAAGAAAAGAGCGGCGUCCAUAACAUACAGAGAUUUCGGUAACGUGUACGAGAUGCAUGAAAACAUAUAGGAGAGAGCUCGACCGACGCCACGACAAACACUUGAACUUACCCAAUAUACACAUGAUAUGUAAAAAUGUUAGUGCAUUGCUGCGAUUUUCGUUCAAUUAUAGAUGUGUUCUGUUUAUUCUCUUUUUCUCUAUUUUACGUUACAGAUUUGUAUGUAUGUCCUAACUGCUGUCAGUCCUCUACAAAAAUAGUAUUUCGACACACAAAAUUUAUGGUAUUGCAUUAAUUUUUACCUACGAGAUUUAACCCAUAAGGAACCACUGUGUUGGAGCAAUUGCCGAAUAAUGUCUUGCCCAAGGAUACAUGAGCCUACAAUGGUAGCAGGGUCGGGCCGCAAAGACAUCACCCUAUUGGCACAGGCAGGCGCGCCAACAAUUGUGCACAAUUAAUUGUACGUCAUCGUUACUAAGCGUGGGUAUUAGUGCGUAUUGAUAUUAACUUGUGAGUAACUGUCCAAUUAUGGAAUACCUAUAUUCCAUUAGGUCCACACAUUUCACACAUAUGUAAUAUGUUUCCACGUUAAAAUA